CCCAUCCUCAUAACGCUGUGGCCCUUUGGUCCCUGCCCCACCAUGCACCCCUGGGUGCCGAGCGCCGCCGCCACGCAGGACGCGGUUCAGUGCGUGGUGCUGAAGACCCCCCCUGCCAGGAGUGUGGCAAGUCCUUCAGCAAGAAGGGCAACCUGAAGAGGCACCAGCGGAUCCACACGGCAGACGAGCUCUUCGCUUGUGGGGAGUGCGGGAGGCGCUUCACCACCCGCGGCCACCUCAGGACCCACCAGAGCAUCCACACAGGAGAGAGGCCCUUCUGCUGCGGGGAGUGCGGGCGCCGCUUCCGCCUGCAGAUAUGCCUGGCCGCCCACCAGAGGACACACGCCAAGGGGGGUCCCUUCCUCUGCGCCCACUGCGGCAAGAGCCUGAGCACAAAGAUCUACUUCAACAUCCACAUGCGCACGCACACGGAGAAGAGGCCCUUUGCCUGCACCGAGUGUGGGAAGAGCUUCGUGAAGAAGGGCACCCUCACGGCCCACAGGGAGGUCCACAAGCGGGAGAAGCCUUUCAAAUGCCCCGACUGCAGUAGGUGCUUCGGGCAAAGUGCCACGCUGCUAGCCCACCAGAAGGUACACCUCCGAGGGGGGCCUUUCAUCUGUACCGAGUGUGGGAAGACCUUGACCACCAAGCGGUAUUUCAGUGUCCACCAGAGGAACCAUGCUAAGCAAAAGACACUUGAGGGACACAUGAAUGGUGCGUCUCUCCAGGUCAUUCAGAUUAAAGAAGAACCUGAUUUUGCCUUCGUGUCAGAGGAGAAUACGUUGGGGAAAAUGUCCCAUGAAGGAGAAGUAGCCCAGGGGUGUAGCAUACCUAGAAACUCAUCUAAUCCAAAAAUCCCUCCUUGGAAAAUCCAGAUGAAGGAGGAACCACAAUCACCCAGUGAUGACACAGCAGACAUUACUGCAAUAGCCUGCGGGAAACUUUACAUCAAGGAAGAGCCACCAGAAAACCCAGACUAUGGAAAGGUCUCACGGAUGGCUUUACAGGGGAGACAGCUUAAAAAGGAAGAAGAUGCUGAUGGGCAGCAUGUACAAGAAGUCUCCAUGGCCAGUAACCAGGUGCUCCAUGUGAAGGAAGAACCACAGGAAAGCGUUGCAUGUGGGACGCAUUAUGGGCAGAAGCCAAACCUCAGUGCCAUCCAGAGGAUCCAAGUGAAAGAGGAACCUGGCGUGGAGGCCAACCACCAAGUGACCCAGAGCCCAAAGAAGAAGCAGAAAAAAUGCUAUCAGCCCACCAAGGAGGGGAUGCUGGAGAACCAGGAGAAAUCCAUGUCCAAGAGAGAUCCCCCAGCAAAAAGAGCUCCCAAGGGUGAACGGCUGUUCCCCUGUCCUGAGUGUGGGAAGGGUUUCAACCAGAAGUCGAACCUGACGAGGCACAGGAAGAUCCACACGAGCGAGGGGCCGUACAGGUGCGGCGAGUGCGGGGAGAGCUUCCGCAUGCACCGCAAGCUGACCCGCCACCAGCGAGGCCACCUCAGCGAGCCCUUCAAGUGCCCCGAGUGCGGGAAGAGCUUCACCCAGAGGUCCAACCUCGUGCGGCAUCAGAGGAUCCACACCAAGGAAGAGCCCUACCAGUGCCCCGAGUGCGAGAAGACCUUCAACCAGAAGGCCAACCUCUUCCGUCACCAAACGAUCCACGUCCGCAUGGGGCCCUGCAAGUGCACCAAGUGUGGGAAGUGCUUCCCCCAGAAGCGCCACCUGAUCAAACACCAGCUGCUCCAUUCCAGAGGUGGAGCCUACAAGUGUGGGCUCUGCGGGAAGCGCUACCGGCUGAAGAAGUACCUGAGGAGGCACCAGAAGAUCCACGCGCGGGAAGGAGCUGCUCCCUGUGCACAACGGGGGGAGGCCACAAGGACCAGGGGUGGACAGCAUGGCACUGAGCAGACAGCUCCAGCCCCCACGGCCCCCGUGAAGAGUGAAGAGGAGAGCUGA
Messenger RNA from Merops nubicus (carmine bee-eater), 1952 nucleotides. Its product is annotated as zinc finger protein 850-like. Gene Ontology annotation, molecular function: RNA polymerase II cis-regulatory region sequence-specific DNA binding; DNA-binding transcription factor activity, RNA polymerase II-specific. The record is from RefSeq and is a predicted model, not a curated record. Gene Ontology annotation, biological process: regulation of transcription by RNA polymerase II. Lineage: Eukaryota; Metazoa; Chordata; Aves; Coraciiformes; Meropidae.